Messenger RNA from Oppia nitens, 645 nucleotides. RefSeq names its product sterol O-acyltransferase 2-like. Gene Ontology annotation, cellular component: endoplasmic reticulum membrane. NCBI's taxonomy places the organism in Eukaryota, Metazoa, Arthropoda, Arachnida, Sarcoptiformes, Oppiidae. The annotation marks the transcript as partial. The record is from RefSeq and is a predicted model, not a curated record. The transcript is spliced from 3 exons. Gene Ontology annotation, biological process: cholesterol metabolic process.
UAUUCCGUUGGCAUUAAUCACAUGGUUUGCAAUGUUUUCAACAACUUAUUUGUAUUUUUUCUUAAAUUUUUUUAUAAAUUUACGUAUUUCCUAUUUGCACCUACACUAAUUUAUCGUGAUAAAUAUCCAAGGACUAAAUCAAUUGAUUGGUUUCUUAUUAUUGGUUAUUUGAUACAAUGUCUAUCGAUAGUAAUAUGCGGACUCAUAACUCGCAACAUAUUGUUGUCCACAAUAUCACAAAUAGGGUUAAAGUCGUACCGCAAAAGUGACAUAUUUUGGGUGAUAUUAAUGGGAUAUUUAAUUGCAUUACAGCACAUGUAUACAAUAGUUUAUGGCUUUUUUCAUUUAAUUCAAAAUAUUUUUGCCGAACUCUUGCGGUUCGGUGACCGACACUUUUAUGGCCCGAUAUGGCGUACGACACGUGUGGAUGAGUUUGUUAGAGAUAUUGAUCCAAUUGUUUCAAAUUGGAUUUAUGGCUACAUUUACAGUCCUUUUGUUAGAAAAACUCAUAACAAACUGUUUAGCAUAUGUUUGGUAUUUAUAAUUUCUGGUAUAAUUCAUGAGCUGAUUAUGUCAAUGAUGUUAGGCUUCCUGUUUCCUAUUAUGCUUUUACAAUUAGGUUUAAUUAUAAGUGAGUAUCAUUAA